This is a messenger RNA of Lasiosphaeria miniovina, 351 nucleotides long. Its product is annotated as ribosomal protein L34Ae. Gene Ontology annotation, biological process: translation. NCBI's taxonomy places the organism in Eukaryota, Fungi, Ascomycota, Sordariomycetes, Sordariales, Lasiosphaeriaceae. Gene Ontology annotation, cellular component: ribosome. The record is from RefSeq and is a predicted model, not a curated record. Gene Ontology annotation, molecular function: structural constituent of ribosome. The coding region runs from base 1 to 351 and encodes 116 amino acids. The transcript has 3 exons.
AUGGCGCCCACACGAGUCACCUACCGUCGCCGGAACCCAUACAACACCACGUCGAACCGGACGCGGAUCAUCAAGACCCCCGGUGGUAACACGCGGGUUCUGCACAUCAAGAAGCGCGGAACCGCUCCCAAGUGCGGUGACUGCGGUAUCAAGCUGCCUGGUAUCCCCGCCCUCCGGCCCCGCGAGUACGCUCAGCUCUCCAAGCCCAAGAAGACGGUUCAGCGUGCGUACGGUGGCUCAAGAUGCGGUAACUGCGUCAAGGACCGCGUCGUGCGGGCCUUCCUCAUUGAGGAGCAGAAGAUUGUCAAGAAGGUGCUGAAGGAGCAGAGCCAGGCCGACAAGAAGAAAUAA